AUGACCUUUCGAGGCAGCCAUCUCUAUGUCAAUGGACCUGAGAUCCAAGGCGUUUUUGGCGUAACCAGUCUACCGCUGACUACCGUCGCCCAAAUCAUCUCAUAUCUCGAUGGCGAUGUCGCAUCACUCGCCCGACUAUGUCGCACUUCGCGUUCAUUGUACUACAUGACCGUUCCUCACCUCUGGCGCUCCGUGACCCUGACGUCCUAUACCUCUAUCCGCUACAAAGAUGAUGUCCCCGAAGGAUUUGGCAGCGCAAGCCCGUUUAGCAUGGGCCUCAAUGCCCUCGUGACACGCAACGUCUCGAAUUUGGUCAGGUCGCUACGACUCAUGGGCGACUUUGGAGGUUCCGAUCAACAGGAGAACUCCAAAGCGGGCAGAAUUUCGGAAUAUGGCAUGAUUUUGAACAUCGCAGUCAGUGCUGCCCUCGAAAAGUGUACCCAGGUGGAGGAUUUCAGAUGGAAUCUGGACGCCCGUAUACAACCAAAUGUGUACUCUAGCCUGGCACGCCUUUCCAACCUACAAUCCCUAUGGUUGGAGUUUCCGCGAACCCGGACGCCGCACCCGAUCUCGGAUCUACCACCUCUGAAGAACCUACGAUCAUUUACCAUGACAAAUUAUGACCCUCUUUGUCAUCCCGAUGAUAUUUCGACCUUGUUGCUUCACGGCGACAAGUUGAGCAAUGUCCAAAUGCAUUUCUCCCCCAGGAUGAGAGAUCAAGGGGAACCGUCGGUCAUCUUUCCUCACUUCUUUCGGAGGCUUGUCAUGGCCAAGAAACAGUUGAAGAUAGCUCGAUUAGGUGUGUAUAAUCUGCUUGCGUCCAUGGACGCUGCAGUAUGUAUGAGUGUGCUCGACACUACUUACUGCGAAGAUUUCACCGCCAUCAACUCCUUCGGGUUCGAUGAAGAUGCCUUUACCGCGCCUAGCAAUGCCACUUAUUUUAUUGAUAGAACCUGGUUGGUUCCGUUUGAGCAGAUAGACAAACCCAAGCCUAAGACCUUAAGGGUAGAUCAACUCCACAAACGACACGCUCUCGAGCUCCAACGCGCCGCAGGAUUGGAACAUUUGUACCUAGUCAAUGCUAGGCACAAACCAGAGGGUGUCAAUGGCUAUUCUCAAUCCCAUUCGACCCCGAAUUCAGCAGGUGCUUCUCCUUACGCACUGUCAGCCAGUGGCAGUGGCAGUGGUAGUGGCAGCAGAUCAUCGUCGCGGAGCACUCCCACUCCGAACAAUAGCCUUCGUGAUCUCUACAUGGACAACAUCUGCAAUGUCUGUGGUCCGAGUCUGAAACAUUUGAUUCUUCCAUCGCGAUGGCCACUACAUCAGACGAGUCUGGCAAGGCUUAUCCGAUCAGCCCCCAAUCUCACCCAGCUCAGUGCAGCUCUGAUGUGCAGUAAUAUGCAAGUUACGCGGAUGCUCAUGCCAUUCCUUGGCAAACUGUACGCCAUUCGGCUACUCAGCCCGACGCAAGAAGGUGCAGAGGGUGAUAAACUACGCUGUGAGUUUGAGAGGUUUGUCAGUGGGGAUGACGAGCAUCACAUACAAAAGUUUUCGGAGGAGCUCGGCGGCACGACGGCCAGUGGAGGCAAGAGUGAAUUUCCCCGCUUGCGAUAUGUGGGAUUAGGUCCCAAAGUAUGGCUAAUAGGUGGCAUCAUCGACGAGACUGUCGUGGUUCCCAGUGGUGAUGAGGAGACAAAAGGAGCUGGAGAAAUCAGGUAUAGGAGGCGUGUCACACGGAUUUCAGAGUCUGAAGUCAUGGAUGUGGAGAUCUGGAAAAUGGACUCUCUCGAUGUAAUCUAA
Messenger RNA from Exophiala bonariae, 1800 nucleotides. RefSeq lists its product as uncharacterized. Bases 1 to 1800 code for a protein of 599 amino acids. The transcript is spliced from 3 exons. NCBI's taxonomy places the organism in Eukaryota, Fungi, Ascomycota, Eurotiomycetes, Chaetothyriales, Herpotrichiellaceae. The record is from RefSeq and is a predicted model, not a curated record. Gene Ontology annotation, molecular function: protein binding.